Moneuplotes crassus is the source of this 703-nucleotide messenger RNA. NCBI's taxonomy places the organism in Eukaryota, Ciliophora, Spirotrichea, Euplotida, Euplotidae. The record is from the annotation of a GenBank genome assembly.
UGGACUUGGAGUAGCUUUUGAUGUAUAAUCCUCUCGAGACGUCUCAGAUUUUGAUAUCAAGAAGAAAGUCUUUGCAGCUAACAUUGACACCUUCGAGAUCCCUGAUAGAAGAAGUGAAGAGAUGGCAAAACUUCUAAUUUUAAGAUGUCAUCAUAAUAGAUCACCACCAACAGUAGCCAGAGGAGGAGGACCUUAUUGACUCCAUCGAGAUCCAAGAUUUCCCCAGUUUCCUCAAAGAAAAGUCCAGUUACAGAGGAAAAGAUUCAAGACUGCAGACAACUUCUAUAAUCCAUCACUAAAUACUACAUAAAAUAUACUCUCAUUGCUAUCAAAUAAGAACUCCAAUCUGUAUGAGAGAAGAUUCUUCACAGAAGAAGAAUUCAAGAAAAUGAUGCGCAUAGCAUAUUAAUCAAAGACUCCAAAAGAAAGAAGGUCAAAGGAAACUUGCCCAGCAAUACCGUUAAGACAGAAUUCAUCGAGUUCCUCAAAUAUAAACUGCUUAAUAAUCUCUCAUAUACUUAUUCCAGAAUGGACAGGAGAGAUUGAAAGAAAUAACUUGAAAGCAUUAAGCUCAAAAGCAAAUAAAUGACUCAAACUAAGCAUCAUUAGUAUUUAGUCAAGGAAUGCCAGUGUUAAUAAGCUUUUGAGUUUCCAAACCCAGAAAUUGAGUCUGCCUGAAGCUGAUUAAGAUAUACAAUAUCUG